AUUUGGCCAAAGCGCAACGGGGGUAAAGAUAAGUAUAUCAAGCUAACUUAGCACAGCUAAGAACUGUUGUCAUUUUCGGCGUUCAGCAUUAAAGGGCGAACGGUGGUCCUUGCGCUGAGCAGGAAUCAUCUCUGUUGCUAGUUAUCAGUGGUUAGCUCGCUAGCUGUCUUUCGAGGUCAUUCUCGCCUGUGUGUAUUGUUAGCUAACGGUACAGAUAUUUUUUUAGAGACACUGUAUAGGCUUGACUAGGUAGCUCGCCAACUAGUUACACAGCCCGCUAACCUUUUAGCUAACUAACGUAAACUGAAAGCCGUCCCCAGUUGGAAAGAAGGAGACAUGAAGAGUCUUCCGUAUUUCUCCCGGGGGGAAGUCGUUCGAGGUUUCGGACGAGGAAGCAAAGAACUAGGGAUUCCCACAGCCAACUUCCCAGACUCAGUGGUGGAGCACCUCCCUGGCGACAUCAGCACAGGGAUCUACUAUGGCUGGGCAUGCGUGGGCAGCGGAGACGUCCACAAGAUGGUGAUGAGCAUCGGCUGGAACCCCUACUACAAAAACACCAAGAAAUCCAUGGAGACUCAUGUGAUACACACGUUUAAAGAAGAUUUCUAUGGACAGAUCCUCAGUGUAGUCAUGGUGGGCUACAUCCGUCCAGAGAGGAGCUAUGACUCGCUUGACGCCCUCAUAGCAGCAAUCAACCAUGACAUCGAGGAGGCCAAGAGAAACCUGGAUCUCCCAGAACACCUCAAACUCAAAGAGGACAACUUCUUUAGAGCCACCGCCAGCACGUCCACGACAACAUCCAACAAGAUCAUGAAUGGCCACUGACCUCUGAGCACAUCACAACCCUGUCUGUUGUUCGACAACUAAUGGGCUCUCCUGUACGUUAUCCUCUGCUCUGCCUUUCUCUCUGUAAUCACUACCACACCAAUGGCCAAUAUGCCACUUAUUCAGUCCUCUGUAGAGAUUUUGUUUUGAGGAUCAAAUCUUCGUAUCUGACCUGAAGCUACAUUUAGACCAUGGUUGUGUUCAUUAGGGCACACAACCAAAAAAACGUUAAACGUUUUCUAAUGGAGAAUGAGUUUCUUUGUUGGACAAGUUUGGUGCCUAAUGAACACGACCCAGUUAAUGCAAGAUAAUGUGCAACUCCAGGAAGUGAAUGUGAUCUUUGUGUGUUGAGGGGGAACAAGUUGUCUCUCGUCACAAGCCCUGUACCAUCAAACCACUGCUAAUAGAAAUGAAUGCUCAUUUUGUAUUGGUUUAGAAUUGGAGUUUAGUCUCAGCUUUGCCGUCAAGGUUUAUUCAUCCUUUUCGUAUUCAGAUGUAUUAAAAAUGUCUGCCUUGAAGCAGAGAAGUCCUCAACGUAUCUUGCAUGUAAUCUAGGAUAAAUAAUUGCAUUAUAUACUUUGCUGAAUUUAUGUGCUUUAUUUUGUUUGAUGUACAGUAUGGCUCGUUUUUUAAAAUAAUAUUUUACUGUUUUUGUAUACCAAAUCUGUGGAUGAGAGUAUCUAUUCCCUGUCCCUACCCCCUCAGAUUUUGAGCUACAUGGUUGGAGAAAAUGUCAAUGCAGCUUCAGCUUUCCGAUGUCCUUCAUUUGUAUAGUCCCUCAUUGGUCAAAUCCAGCAUUUUACCUCCCCAGAAAUGAGGGACAUUUUAUUUAAGUUUUGUGAGGGAGAAAAUAACCAAAUGGGCCCACUUAAGUGUCUGACAGUUUCAACAAUGUAGUUUUUACUGACUUAACCAUGUUUGGACCCUAAUUCCACUGAUAUAAGCAAUGAUAUGGUACAAGAGGAGUAAGUCCAGGCCUCUGAUUCUCUACAGAUAGAUGUGGUGGGCAUUUAUAUUUUUUUUCUUUGUCAUUUUCUCAGAGGACAGUAUCGAGAGCAUACAUAUGUAGUGCUUUAUAGCAGCUGAAAUAGCCUAGUUGUUUAAAAUGAAUUGUGAGUUAAUGUGAUUUGAGAUGUACUGUAUUUAAGAGUCUAAUAUUGGCAGAGGGGAAAAUAUGGCUAUUCAUAAUAUAUUACUGUUUUCGUAGACAGAAUCUGUAAAUAAGAGACUAUAUUCCUCUCAAAAA
This is a messenger RNA of Salmo salar (Atlantic salmon), 2071 nucleotides long. RefSeq names its product riboflavin kinase (gene rfk). Gene Ontology annotation, cellular component: mitochondrion. Gene Ontology annotation, molecular function: riboflavin kinase activity. Lineage: Eukaryota; Metazoa; Chordata; Actinopteri; Salmoniformes; Salmonidae. The record is from RefSeq and is marked provisional. Gene Ontology annotation, biological process: FMN biosynthetic process; riboflavin biosynthetic process.